Molecule: messenger RNA, 837 nt
Organism: Sinocyclocheilus anshuiensis
Lineage: Eukaryota; Metazoa; Chordata; Actinopteri; Cypriniformes; Cyprinidae
Product: protein C8orf37-like
Exons: 6
Coding region: 203-820 (205 amino acids)
Cellular component (GO): cytosol
Source: RefSeq, a predicted model, not a curated record
GCAGGUUCGAAUCCUGCCGACAACGAAGCUGUUUUUUUCUUUUCAGAACCUUACGCCAACCAGCAAACCGGAAGCGUUAGGUCAGCUUCCAGAGCACGUUGAUUUUUUAGAAUUCGACCACUUAUAUGGUUCAUUUCUGAGCGGACUGCAAAGAAAUUAUCGUUUCUAUGGUAACAAACGUAGCGUUCUCCACCGGCUAAUCAUGGCGGAUGAUUUGGAUGAUUUACUUGAUGAAGUCGAAUCAAAGUUUUGUUGUAGCACGUCUGCGUCCAAACAAUCAACUUACGCUUUAAAACAAACGGACCAAAAAUGUGCGAAUCCUGAGGACAAGAAACAGUCAAGAAAACAACAAUGCAAGAAAGUUCAGCAUGACAAUGAUGAUAUUGACGUUAUGCUGCAGGAAAUACUGGAUGAGGAUUAUCAACCCAUCAGCACUCAUGAACCCACUGCAGACAAGACUUUCACAAUUGAUUCAUGUUCUCAGACAAUGUCCAAGAAAUGCUGUCCUGUGUUUCUUGGUGGAAGCUCUGUACCUCACGGUGUUGGAACCAGCGUUUCUCAAAGGGCCUGCAACCAUUUAAGAUGUACGUCUUGCGAUUUCAGCGUAAUCAUGUUUGAGGAUCACGAGUGGGACUCCUCCUGUGACUACUUAUUUUUCAGGAAUAACAUGCCGGACUAUCACAAACUAAAAGCCAAACUAAGAAGGAAAAGGGGUGGGCGUGCGUACGCCUGUCAAUGUAGCUGGCACUCGACCCUCACGCUCUCAGACCUGAGGGAACAACAGCAGCUAAAGUGGGUUUGCGGCAAACACAAAGAAUGAACACAAGUCUGCGACAG